This is a messenger RNA of Micromonas pusilla CCMP1545, 2085 nucleotides long. RefSeq names its product magnesium-chelatase subunit chlD chloroplast precursor (gene CHLD1). The transcript has a single exon. Bases 1 to 2085 code for a protein of 694 amino acids. Gene Ontology annotation, molecular function: ATP binding; magnesium chelatase activity; ATP hydrolysis activity. Gene Ontology annotation, biological process: chlorophyll biosynthetic process. NCBI's taxonomy places the organism in Eukaryota, Viridiplantae, Chlorophyta, Mamiellophyceae, Mamiellales, Mamiellaceae. The record is from RefSeq and is a predicted model, not a curated record.
AUGGGCACCGUCGAGAAGAGCAACUUCCGCCAGACGUUCCCGCUCGCCGCGGUCAUCGGCCAGGAGAACAUCAAGUCCGCGCUUCUGCUCGGCGCGAUCGACCCCGCGCUCGGGGGGAUCGCGAUCUCGGGCAGGAGAGGCACCGCCAAGUCGGUCAUGGCGCGCGGGUUACACGCGUUGCUUCCGCCGAUCGAAACCGUGGACGGGACCAUCUGCAACUCGUCCCCGGAGGAGCCGGGGACGUGGGAGGACGGACUCAUCGACCGCGUGACUCGCAAGGAGAACGGGGACGUGAAGACGACGAUCCGCGAGGCGCCGUUCGUGCAAGUCCCGCUCGGGGUCACGGAAGAUCGCCUCGUCGGCACGGUGGACAUCGAGGCGUCGAUGAAGGAGGGAAAGACGGUGUUCCAGCCCGGGCUUCUCGCGGAGGCGCACCGCGGCAUCUUGUACGUCGACGAGAUCAACCUCCUGGACGAGUCCGUGUCCAACCUCCUGCUGUCCGUGCUCGCGGAGGGGUACAACGUCGUCGAGCGCGAGGGGAUCACGCUGCGGCACCCGUGCCGGCCGCUGCUCAUCGCGACGUUUAACCCCGAGGAGGGCGCGCUUCGCGAGCACCUCCUCGAUCGCAUCGCGGUCACGCUGAGCGCGGACCAGGUGCUGAACUUCGAGGACCGCGUGAGCGCGGUGGACCAGGCGAUGAACUUCCAGAACGCCGCGGAGAAGGCGGUGGAAGACUGCCAGGAGGCGACGGAGGGCGCGCGGACGCAAAUCAUCCUCGCGCGGGAGUGGCUCAAAGAGUGCAAAAUCUCGGACGAGCAGAUCGAGUACCUCGUGAACGAGGCCACGCGAGGCGUGUGCAUGGGGCAUCGCGCGGAGCUCUUCGCGGUGAAGGCUGCGAAAGCGCUCGCGGCGCUGGACGGCCGCGAGAAGGUCAACGCGGAGGAUUUAAAGCAGGCGGUUCGGCUCGUGAUCAUCCCGAGAGCGAAGAUGGACAUGGACGUGCCGCCGCCGGAGGAUGACGAAGAGCAGCAGCCGCCGCCGCCGCCGCCGCCGCCCGAGGACAACAUGGAACAAGACGAGGACGACGAAGAGCAGGAGAACGAGGAAGAGGAGGAGAAGGAGGAGGAGGAGGACGAAGUCCCGGACCUCCCGGAGGAGUUCAUGUUCGACGCCGAAGGCGGGAUCCAGGAUAAGGACGUGAUACAGUUCGCGCAGAGCGUGAACCGCCGCGGCGGACGCAGCGGGCGGUCGAAGAACAUCAUCUUCAGCAACGACCGCGGACGGUACAUCAAGCCGGUGAUGCCGAAGGGGAACGUCAUGCGGCUCGCGGUGGACGCGACGCUGCGCACGGCGGCGCCGUACCAAGCCGCGCGGAGAGCGAGAGCGGUGGCCAAGGGCGAAGCCCCGAAGAAGGUGUACGUCGAGAAGGGCGACAUGCGCGCGAAGAAGCUCGCGCGCAAGUCCGGCGCGCUCAUCAUCUUCCUCGUCGACGCGUCCGGUUCCAUGGCGCUGAACCGCAUGAACGCCGCGAAGGGCGCGGCGCUGUCGCUCCUCAACGACGCGUACCAAUCGAGAGACAUGGUGUCGAUCAUCCCCUUCCGCGGCGACGAGGCCGAGGUGCUCCUCCCGCCGUCGCGCUCCAUCGCGAUGGCGAGGAACAGGCUCGACACGAUGCCGUGCGGUGGCGGGUCCCCGCUCGCGCACGGGCUCUCCCUCGCCGCGCGCGUCGGGAUCAACCAGAUGUCGUCCGGAGACGUCGGACGGGUCAUGGUCGUGUGCCUCACGGACGGCAGGGCGAACAUCUCCCUGAAGAAGUCCACCGGGGAUCCGGAGUACAUCGGCCCGGAGGCGAUCAAGCCGUCGAACGAGGAGCUCGAGGAGGAGGUGAACGACAUGGCGGCUAAGAUUUACGGCGCGGGGAUGUCUCUUCUCGUGAUCGACACGGAGAACAAGUUUGUGUCGUCCGGGAUGGCGGAGAAGCUCGCGCAGAAGGCGUGCGGGAAGUACUACUACCUCCCCAACGGGACGGACCAGGAGAUCGCGGCGGCGACGGCGUCGGCGUUGCAAGCGGCGCAGAAGGAUUAA